This is a messenger RNA of Gossypium raimondii (Peruvian cotton), 1421 nucleotides long. RefSeq names its product fructose-1,6-bisphosphatase, cytosolic. Gene Ontology annotation, cellular component: cytoplasm; cytosol. Gene Ontology annotation, molecular function: fructose 1,6-bisphosphate 1-phosphatase activity. The transcript has 11 exons. NCBI's taxonomy places the organism in Eukaryota, Viridiplantae, Streptophyta, Magnoliopsida, Malvales, Malvaceae. The record is from RefSeq and is a predicted model, not a curated record. Gene Ontology annotation, biological process: fructose 6-phosphate metabolic process; gluconeogenesis; fructose metabolic process. Bases 337 to 1362 code for a protein of 341 amino acids.
UAAUAAUAAAAAGAUCUGACCUUGAUUCUUGAUGACUCACAGCCAAGUGAUCAAAGGGUACCCCAAACGUGUCAUUCCAAUCCUCCAUUGACUCGACCUGGUUCUGUUCAUUUUGGUUAUAUUCUUUGGUAUCAUCAUCCCACAUUCCCAACUUGUUAUCCCUAAUUCGUGGAAUAUUAUAUAUUCCUCUACUUCACCUUCAUACGCAACAAUAACAGAAGCAAAAAAGAAAAGGGUUCUCUGCUCACUAAGUUUUAUUCUUUUAUCAUUUCAUUUGAUCGCCAAAAAAAGAAAAGCUUAAUCCAAAUUGAAGAGGAAAAAAAAAAAGGGUGCACCAUGGAUCAUGCAGCUGAUGCUCAUAGAACUGAUUUGAUGACCAUCACUCGCCAUGUCCUUAAUGAACAAACCAAGUACCCUGAAUCUCGUGGUGAUUUCACCAUCUUGCUCAAUCAUAUUGUUCUUGGCUGUAAAUUCGUUUGCUCUUCUGUUAGCAAGGCGGGUCUUGCCAAACUAUUUGGACUUGCUGGAGAAACCAAUAUCCAGGGUGAAGAACAAAAGAAAUUGGAUGUGCUUUCUAAUGAAGUUUUUGUUAAGGCUUUGAUUAGCAGUGGAAGAACAUGCCUCCUGGUUUCUGAGGAAGAUGAAGAAGCUAUAUUUGUGGAUCAAUCAAAGCGUGGAAAAUACAUUGUUGUUUUUGAUCCAUUGGAUGGAUCCUCAAACAUUGAUUGUGGUGUUUCCAUAGGAACUAUAUUUGGGAUUUAUAUGGUGAAACAUAAAGACAAUCCCACCAUUGAUGAUGUAUUACAACCCGGAAAUAAUCUCGUAGCAGCCGGUUAUUGUAUGUACGGAAGCUCCUGCACGUUAGUGCUAAGUACUGGGAGCGGCGUUAACGGUUUCACUCUCGAUCCAUCUCUAGGGGAGUUCAUAUUAACUCAUCCCGAUAUCAAGAUACCUAAGAAAGGAAAGAUUUAUUCGGUAAAUGAAGGAAAUGCCAAAAAUUGGGAUGAACCAACUCGAAAGUUUGUUGAAAAAUGCAAGUUCCCUACAGAUGGUUCACCCCCAAAGUCCCUUAGAUACAUUGGAAGCAUGGUUGCAGAUGUUCACCGAACAUUGCUUUAUGGUGGUAUCUUUUUAUACCCUGCAGAUAAGAAAAGUCCUAAUGGGAAGCUACGUGUUCUUUACGAAGUUUUCCCUAUGUCAUUCCUAAUGGAACAAGCUGGAGGUCAAGCUUUUACUGGAAAGCAAAGGGCCCUCAAUUUAGUUCCGGGGAAGAUACAUGAACGAUCUCCGGUUUUCCUUGGUAGCUAUGAUGACGUUGAAGAAAUUAAAGCACUCUAUGCUGCUGCUGAUGCUGCAAAAUAGGAAGAAGGAAAUGCUGCAUAAACUUGUAGACUUUAUAUCAGUCUUUUUAAGCUUUUUAA